Molecule: messenger RNA, 1107 nt
Organism: Enterobius vermicularis (human pinworm)
Lineage: Eukaryota; Metazoa; Nematoda; Chromadorea; Rhabditida; Oxyuridae
Source: the annotation of a GenBank genome assembly
AUGGAGCAAGCGGUAAAUAAGGAUUUUACCGACAUAAAAUCUUCUAUUAUGCUGUGGGUUUACGAAGUUUUAGUAGUUUUAUUUAACGAAACCGGGGCAUUUCUUAUAAAAAUGGGAAGAGUAGCAUUACUGACUGAAACCAGCGUAUCAGUUGUUGAUGACUGGUGUUACUGUUCGGAGGUGAUGACCGAAUUUUGGAUGACGAAUCUCCCGCCGGAGAUUACGUCCCGGCCGUUAACAUCGUUGGUGAUUCCAGGUUCCCAUGAUUCAUGCGCCAACGUUCUCUUUGCGCAGUAUCCGGUUGCCAAUGAUGCCACCAACACCAUCCAGCGGUUUGGCCGUAUGCCGUACGGACGACAAAUUAUUCGACGUUGGGCACUUACACAACGUCUCAAUAUGUGCGAACAGCUGGAAGCAGGGAUCAGAUAUUUUGAUAUGCGAAUCUCAGUACCAAACUGCAGUUUGGUCAAAGGUAUACGGGUAUUACAUGCACUUUAUGGCAGAGAACUUCAAGCGGCGCUUACAGAAAUAAAUGAUUUUUUGAAAAAACAUCCUAAAGAAGUAAUCAUAUUGGAUUUCAAUCACUUUUAUAAUUUUGAUACAGAAUCUUGUAAAAGUUUUUUAAAAAUUCUUGAAAGUUCGUUUGGUCUGAAUCGUUUUUGUCCAAGACGCCAGGCAACGGAGGUUUCACUGAACUAUAUGUGGGAGAAUUCAUAUCAAAUUAUUGCCAUUUGUGCAAAUUUAACGUGCACUGGCGAAACAAACUGGGUUUGGGGUUCUGAAUGUAUCCUUAGUCCGUAUCCGAAUGUUAAUCGACUUGAUUUGUUGUUUCAAAUUCUUGAGGAAACCAUGAAACAUCAUCGAGAGGCUCCGUUAAACCGUUUUUACGUAACACAGGCAAUUUUAACUGCGCGAAUUCGAGAUGUUUGUUUACAUCUGUUUUCGUCGCUGGAGGAAGUAUUUGCUCGAAAAUGUACUCAAAAAGCUAUUACGUGGAUCUCUGAUUAUCCAAAACCGUCAUCUUUUAAUAUCAUUAUAUGUGAUUUUGUUGAAAUCGAUAACUAUUGUAAAUCUGUUAUUGGCUUGAAUUACAAAACUGAUUUGUGA